ACUUUAUAAAAUUAGGCUAAUUGCCCAUCAGGCAUUUUCCAUAUAUUAAGAGCUUAUUCGUAUGACUAGCCUACCACAUUUAGGUCCGACGUGCGAGGACUACCGGUAUUAGGCGUUUUUCUCCAAUAAUGUUGCGGUGGGUCCGCGGUAACAAAUGCCAAACCCACAAAUAGCAGGGUAAUGGCCAAGCCAUGAAAUCCACCCCGAUAGGGCUUGCCAAUCCAAUACCUUUCCCAUAUAACGUUAGCAUGAUCCCAUGAGAGAGGAAUACCGAGGCCGGAACAAAUUUUUCCUUAUUCACAGCCAUGGCAAUGAUGGAAGAGACUGGAAAACGGAAAUCCACGCCAAGGUCGAAGACGGGAUGCAAGAAUUGCAGGUGAGCUAGCUCCCGCUCAUGGCUUCGCUGUCAGUUCUGUCAAUUCAUCGGCUUACCUUCUCUCGCAUCGUAGGCUGCGCCGGAUAAAAUGUGGAGAAGAACGCCCCUCUUGUUCUCGCUGCGUCAAGAGUGGCUUGAAUUGCACUUUUGAUCCAGAGCCCGAAAGUUCUCACGGCUCGGGUUCUUUUCUAACCUUUUCCAUGAGACCCGACGAUUCUGGGGCUCCGUCUGAGACUGUUGCUGGUUAUGUUCCUCCGGGGCUGAAGCGAAAGAUAGAAGCUCAAGCAUUACGCACCCAGCGGAAAUCCCGUCCAGUAACCAAACCACUGAGGUGACUAUGUUUAUUCUAUUUAGCAUAUCAGGACUGUAAUCUGACGGGAAAGCUCCAGGAAUCCCAACGAGAAAACAGUAGAAGAGAUACGAGAUUAUCGAAAUGAAUUGCAGCGUGUCUCGCCAACCACGACGAGCAUCCCCUUCCAACUUCCCGGGAACGAUGAAGAAAAGCUACAUUUUUAUUACUUCCGUUGUGAAACUCUCCAUGACCUUGGUGGACACAGGCAUCUUGACUUCUGGGGAAAGACUGUCAUUUCAUAUAGUCAAGAAGAGCCAGUAGUACGACAUGCUGUAUUAGCUCUCAGCGCAUUCCACCGCAAUAGAACCUUCAACCAAGCUAUAUACGACAAUAACUCGAUGCAACAAUACAAUAAGGCCCUGCGAGAGGUUCGCAAAUUGAUGGCUAGCCAGACUAAUCCUCCGAUUGAGAUGAUUUUAAUUUGCUGCAUGAUAUUUUACAGCAUCGAGACGACGCGAGGAGACCACGAAACAGCAUCAAAACACGCGAAGUCCGGUCUCCAAAUACUAAAGCAUUUUUACCCCGAGAUGAGAGCCAUAGGUGGCUCACUGAAAACUCCACGCAAACGAAAAGAGAUUGACCGCAAUCUUCUCGCCUUAUUCGUUGGCACAGAUUUAUCACUUUGCGGUCAAGAUGGUUAUAACCGAGCACCAGAUUUCGUAACGACGACGAUAGAAGAGCGAAGCGGGAAAACCCCAACGAUGCCAGCUAAAUUCACAAGCGCACUCCAAGCCUCCGUCGUCUCCAACAAACUCGUCAACUGGACCUUUCAGAUCCGCGCCUUGAUUCUUCGACAGUGGCAGGACACGGGUCUUCCCUGGGAACUUCCCCCACAUUUGGUAAAAGAGAUAGAAAUCAUACAGUCCGAGUUGCAUCGGUGGACAUGGGCGUUCCGACGCUUCGUCCAGGCCAAGAAGCUCGCAAGGGCUAGCCGAGACGAACUGGACGAUAUCCUUUGCCAUCAACACCAAAUCCUCAUGUUCAAAGUCAAGUUUCCGGAUCUCCUGAUACCGGAUCCGAAAAUGUUAGCAGGGGAUAUAGCGAAGUCCCUUCAGAUGGAUUACGAAACCAAAUCCAAGUACUUUGGAGAAAUCCUUAGUAUAUUUGAAACUCUGGCAGUGGACUUUGUAGCGAAAGAUGAACGGCCUCGAUUUACCGUUUUCUACGAUGGAUCGAUUAAUUCCCUAUCCUUGAUUGGUAUCGCGUCGGGGAAUGAUUCUAUGAGACAGAGAGCUGCGAAUCUGCUGAAAAUCUGGCCGCAGAAAUCGGGCUUGACGGAUGGGAAGAGGAUCGGAUAUGCGAUUGAGAGAUCUUUGGAAAUUGCGAGACACAGGAGGGAAGAAUUUCCGGAUGAAGAUAAAGACGUCUUUCAGGAUGUGAUUAUGAGUGUUUUGCAAGAUCCCGCUUUUCAGGUUACUGGGGAGGCUAUUACUCCGAGUAAGCCGCUCGCCACUUUGACUGCUCAUAAUGACUGAGUGUGGACGGAUGCUUGGAUGAAAGGGCACUCGGUGGGAGUGAAUUAGCGGGUUUAUCACUUUCCCAGAUUACUGUCUGUAAUGGAGGACGGGCUUUUGUUAUGUGCCUCAAAGAUAGAUCAAAUGAUACCAAUUUCCACGAAUACACUGUUAAUUAUGCCUUGUAUCCUGAUAAAAU
This is a messenger RNA of Hymenoscyphus albidus, 2381 nucleotides long. The record is from the annotation of a GenBank genome assembly. Lineage: Eukaryota; Fungi; Ascomycota; Leotiomycetes; Helotiales; Helotiaceae.